Messenger RNA from Chlamydomonas reinhardtii, 5249 nucleotides. RefSeq lists its product as uncharacterized. The record is from RefSeq and is a predicted model, not a curated record. Bases 277 to 4692 code for a protein of 1471 amino acids. The transcript has 19 exons. NCBI's taxonomy places the organism in Eukaryota, Viridiplantae, Chlorophyta, Chlorophyceae, Chlamydomonadales, Chlamydomonadaceae.
CCCCCGAACUGCGCGCGCGCAACGCCAGGCAUUUCAGCGCUUUUGACUCACAAGUGAUUGAGAGGCAAACGAUCGUCUAUAAUACGUAUAACAAGCUCUUUUGAGGGCAUCUAGCGUGACGGAACGUUUGUUUCUGGCACCUUGUUGAGCAUCGAAGUUUACUGACUCCCGCUGAAAGCUUGGCCCACAAGCUUGUGCGGCAGCUCGGAGCCAGCAAUGUGGAAGCAUCAAUAAUAACACACAGGAGGCUCGUAUAGCGGCCCGGAGGGAGCAGCAAUGGCGCCCAAGGCCAAGGGGCCGGACCCGGCUGAGGCUGCUGCGCCAGUGGGGCCAUCGCAGGAGCUACACCUUGUGCUUAAAGUGCGCAUGCGGUUGAAGCCCCCGGCGCCGGAGCGCCCGCCGCAGGAACCGCCUGCCCAGCCCUCCACGCCACCGUCAGCGGAGCCCUCAGCCGCGACCGGUGCCGAUACAGCCUCGGCCGCAAAAGACGCGAAGGGCCGCGCAAAAUCACCACCCAAAAAGCCCGUCACUCCAGGCUCGGCGCGCAAGGCUGCAGCUGCUGCUGCCGCGGCAGAGGCUGCUGCGGCUGCUGCGGCUGCUGCCGCGGCGGCGCUGGCCAAGCCAGUGGACCCGGCAGCCCUGGUGCUGACAGUCAAGUACACACCCUUAGGGGGUGCGGAGGCGGUGGUGGGGCCGGUGAAGCCGCUCAAACCGGCGGUGGCGGCGGCGGCGGCGGCAGCAGCUGCAGCAGCGGCGGCAGAGGCAGCAGCGGCGGCAGCAGCAGCGGAGGCCGCGGCGGCGUCAAAGUCGGGGACGGCAGCUGGUGGCAAGAAGCCGCCGCCAGCCAAGCCCGGUGCAUCAGCCGCGCCCUCCCCGCCGCCGCCCGCCACACCUUCGCCGCCGCUCACGCCGCCCCCGCCACCUCCUGCGGCUGCAUCUGCCGCUGCUCCUGCCGGUCCUGAGCCCUAUGCGGAGGUUUGUGUGGAGCACCACGUCAAGGUGGUGGUGGACGAGGCGGUGGUGCGCAGCCUGGCCGCCGCCAAUGCGCUGCUGCCGGUGUCCGUGAGCCUUGCCUCGCCCUCGGACGAGGAGGGGGCGGAUGGGAAGGGCGCCAAGAAGCCCACACCGGCGGCGGGCAAGAGCAAGGCGGCGCUGGCGGCGGCCGCAGCGGCUCCGCCUACGCCUGUGCGCAGCUACGGCGCUGUGCUGAUGCUGGACGUGAGUGGUCUACUGGUGGGCGACACCAGUGCGCGGGCGGUGUGGCCGGACAAGGCCAAGGGGCUGCCCAGCGCCCUGGAGGAGGUGGCGGAGGGGGUGGAGGCGGAGCUGCAGCUGCUGUCCUUGCCGCGACCCGAGAACCCCACCACGCCGGCGGCGGGCAAGGGCCGGCCGGCGGCAGCAGCGACUGCUGCCAAGCCGGUCUCGGCCAAGCCGGGCGGCAAGAAGGGCGAGGCGCCGCCGGAGCCGGAGCUGAAGGACCUGCCCGGGGAGCCCAUUGGGCUGCUGCCGCCGGAGCUGAUCACGCAGCUCAACCCCAUCGUCAUCAACAUUCGCAAGGCCAAGGAGCUGCCUGCCGCGCCCGCCACCCGGGCCCAGCUGGACAACAACUGCGCCUCGCCCGCGCUGUUCCUGCGCUGGCCGCCAGGGGUGCCGCCGCGCGAGCAGCCCGGCCUGGCCUCGCCCUGGCAGCUGCCCGCCUCCGCGGCCACCUCCGUGACCGGCCUCACCCACAACGGCAGCAGCGGCGGCGCGGAGGUGCUGGUGCUGGCGGGUCCAGCCGGCGCCGCCAUGUCGCGUGUGCCCCCCUCCGCCGGGCGGCGCUACCUGCUGUUCGGGCAGCCUGAGGUGUUUUUCGCGGGCGACCUGCCCGGGGGCGGCGAGGAGGCGCUGAGGCUGUGUCGGGAGUGCCCGCUGCUGGUGGAGGUGCACGACCGCACAGCCAUACCGGAGCCGCCCGAGUUCCCUCUGGAGCCACUGCCGGCGGCCGAUGGCGGGGCGGCGGGGGGCGCCGCGGGCGGGCAGGCGGCACCACCCGAGAGCGAGGGCUACGUGUGCGGCCUGGCGCGUGUGCCCAUGCUGGACCUGGCGCGAGGCUACACGCGCUUCCGCUUCCACACGUCCCUGGCCCCCCACACCACUGUGCGCGGCGCCGCCUCACUGGACUGGACCAAGCGGCCGGGCAACUAUGCCGAGGCCGGAUCCAUCCUCAAGGGCGAGGUGCGCUGUGCCUGCCCGCUGCCCUCCACCCGCGGCGCCGACCCCUCCAGCCGCGUGUUCGCCCGCGCGCUGUUCAUCAUGGACUACCGCGACAGCGACCUGUUCCACCUGCUGGAGGACACGGUGCGCAAGAACAACGCCUGGCGCCUGGGUCUGGCCGAGCCGCAGGACAAGGUGUCGCCCGACCAGCUGCCGCCAGAGCUCAAGGCCAUGCGGGCGGCGGGAGGCGGCGUGCCGGGUGUGGGUGCGGGCGUGGGUGGCCACCACUCGCACUCGCACCCUGCACACGAUGACGAUGACGACGACGGGCGCGAGCGGCGGCCGUCCACGGAUGAGCGGCAGCGGCGGGGCUCAGCCAGCAGCGGCAGCAGUGCUCAGGCGGCGGGCGGCGGCGGGGCGGGCGGGGGCCUGGGGCGCCGCUCCUCGUCCAUGUACAGCUACACGGAGCCCAACAGCCCCACACGCACGGGUGGGCUGGUGCCGGACCGCGGUCGGCCGGGCGGCGGCGGCGGUGUGCCGCCGCUGCCUCCUGCGGGUGUCGCCGGCGGCCUGCAGCGGCGCGAGAGCACCUCGCCGGGCGCCCUGGCGGCCAUGGCGUCGGGGCUGGGCGGCGUGGACGGCCGCAGACACGUCAUCUGGGACAGCGAGUCCGAGGAGGACGACGAGCCGGACGAGCCGCCCACUGCCGCCGAGCUGGCGUUGGACGCGCUGUGUGUGGACAUCGACCGCAUCAGUCUGGAGCUGCGGGAGCUGCAGGCGCUGUCCACGGCGCAGCUGACGCCCGAGCAGGCGGCGGACCGGCAGCUGGACCUGCUGACGGGCUGGCACCUGGUGGACGGCCGGGAGCGGGUCAUCGUGGUGGAGGGGCUGGCGGAGGGGGCCAUGAAGAUCGUCAAGGGCAUCUCCGACUGGGCUCUGGAGGACCCCAAGCCCGAGGAGGGCUGGCGGCGGCGCUCCGUGCUGCUGUCCACCUCGCCCUCGCUGCGCUCCGCCUGGCGCCUGUACAGCCCCCUGGGGGUGGACCUGUGGAUUGUCAAGCUGCGCGCGCCAUUGCCCAAACUGCUGGGCGAACCGGGCAGCUUCGCCACGGGGCGGGUGCGGCCAGACUGCGUGCAGGGCAUUCGGCGGCUGGGCGCCCUGCGCAGUGUGGCGGCCUGGUCGCGUCAGGCGCACGACCUGUCUCUGUGGCCCAGUCCGCAGCAGCUGCAGCUGGUGGACAAGAAGUUCGGCGGCGAGCUGCUGGCAGCGGACGUGUUGGGCGUGGAGGCGAACGAGCCGGACAGCGAGGACGAGGAUGGAGGUCCCAGGGCACUGGGGGGGCUGCUGGAUGCGGACGCGCGGUCGGCCAAGUCAAGCAAGUCUAACAGGAGCCGACGCAGCAGCCGCAGCCGGCGGAGCGGCAAGAGUGGUCGCAGCGGCAAGAGCGGCAAGACGGGCAAGAGCGGCAAGCGGCGCCAGCGGCUAAGGCAGAGCCGUGUGCCGCCGCUGGACACACACAACGACGGGUACCUGGCGCUGAGGAGGCAAGCGCGGCAGCGGCGCCUGCAGAGGGACUGGUUGUCUCUCAACCGGGAUUCGCUGCGGGAGCUGGAGAGGCGCACCUCGCACAUCAAGGACACGUGGCGCGAGUGGAACCCCCAGCGCACUGCCCGCGAGCAGCUGGAUGCGGCCAUACGGGCAGGCACCAUACCGCCAGAGGAGCUGGAGGCGCUCUCCACGGCCCGGAAGCGCUCGCCUGCGCCCCUGCCCGGCACCGUGCCGCGGCAGGACGCCCUGGCUCGGGGCUGGUACCCGCACCCCUCGCCCUUCAAGUGGCCCUCGCCGCGUGUGCCGGCUGACUUCCGGCAGCUGCCCGCGCGCCCCACUGACUUCCGCGUGCAGCAGCUCGAGGAGCCGUGGGAGGAGGGCGCGCUGCACCGGGGCGUGGACCUGCGCGGCGGCCCCGGCACUGCGGGUGUGGGCAGCGCCAAGGACGAGUUCCUCACCGCCGUCCGAGGAGACCAGACCGGCCUGUUCGGCACGGACCCCGAGUACUGGCGGACAGUGCACCUGGGAGGUGCCGGCCGCGAGGCCGAGCUGAUCUCCACGCGGCGUGCCGAGGCCGAGGAGUGGCGGCGGCGGCUGGUGGUUGAGGACCCCGUCAUGCGCACAGUACUGCCGCAGGGGCCGCCCGUGCCGGCGCAGGCCGACAGGCUCAAGCCGCUGCUCAAGGAUGAGCCGUCCAAGAAGGGCUUCAAGGUGGCCGCGGUGCCGCCCGCGCCGCUCAACUCGCAGCUGGCGUACCCCUGGACCGACCCCAGCAGCGCCGCGGCGCAGGCGGCGACAGUGGGGCGCGGCCGAGACGACAAGACCAAGUUCAUAGACCCGGGCCACGAGUUCCGCAACGUCACUGGCAAGCCGAAGACUGCAGUACACAAGCUUUCAUACAACCAGUCCUGGAGCGCCUCUACACACGACAAAUACUAUAAUCAGUAGUGUGUUGGCAGGGUCGGUGCUGGGCAGUGCAGAGGUGGUGAUGGAGGUGGUGGUACAAGCCGGGGAGUCGGUGGUACGUGGGCUUCUGGCCCUGCAGACCCUACAGCUGGCUGACUGAGGGCGCUGCAGGUCUAGGACAGCUUCAGAUGCUGAUGCGUGACCAGGUGGGUGGCCAAUGCAUUGCCAUUGUGCCGUAGGGUGUGUAAUGUCAUUUGAUACGAACCCGCCAGGUUGCACGAGGAAGUGCGAGAUGCAUGCAUGCGGCUGGUGUCAUUGGAGUGAUUAGAGUGAAGGGUUUGACGCCGCACUGUUUGUGAUGAAUAAGCUGUGUGUAAGAGAGAGCACAGGCUGACCCAUAUCCCAAUGGAUUUGCCAUCAGCAAGCUAUGUAAGGCAAAAUGCUGUGGGCUAUGCACGCCGAACGUGGAAGACAGGCCGGCCGGGGCGGUGUGUUCCGGUAACCGAAACAGUGCACAGAGUGGGGAGCCGGUGAGGAUCACAUCAAUCCGGCUACCAUGUUUACAAAGGGCUGAGUCCUGGAUGUAACAGCAAAUCGGC